CGGGUACCCGGGCGGGAUCCGCGAGCGGGUUUCAGAGCUGAGGGGAGAGACUGCACUACUUCUGUGCCCCAGGGGCUGUUAAAGGCGGCGAGGAGGAGCGGACAGUUAAACUUGUCGGGUAGGAACCUCAGUGAAGGGGAAAAAAAUGCUUCCAGUGCCUCAGUGUGUUUGGAGAAUAAACGUGGAUAUCCCUGAAGAAGCUAAUCAGAAUCUUUCCUUCAGUUCUGCUGAACGAUGGUGGGAACAGACAGAUUUGACCAAACUAAUCAUAUCAAACAAUAAACUUCAGUCACUGACAGAUGACCUUAGACUCUUACCUGCACUGACUGUUCUUGAUAUACAUGAUAAUCAGCUAACAUCACUUCCUUCUGCUCUAAGAGAACUUGAAAAUCUUCAGAAGCUUAAUGUCAGCCAUAACAAACUGAAAAUGCUCCCUGAAGAAAUUACAAAUCUAAAAAACCUGAAAGGCCUGUACCUCCAGCAUAAUGAACUAACUUACAUACCAGAGGGAUUUGAACAACUUUCCAAUUUAGAAGAUUUAGAUCUUUCAAGCAAUCGUCUUUCAACUGUUCCUGUUAGUUUUUCUUCUCUGUCUAGUCUGAUACGACUCAAUCUUUCCAGUAACCAACUGAAGAGUUUGCCAGCGGAAAUAAGCAAAAUGAAAAGAUUAAAGCAUUUGGAUUGUAAUUCAAAUCUCUUGGAAACUAUACCUCCUGAAUUGGCUGGCAUGGAAUCGCUAGAAUUGCUUUAUUUACGGAGGAAUAAAUUGCGUUUUCUACCAGAAUUUCCUUCAUGUAGACUAUUGAAGGAAUUGCAUGUAGGUGAAAACCAAAUUGAAAUGUUAGGAGCAGAACAUCUUAAGCAUCUGAAUUCCAUCCUCGUGCUAGACCUGAGGGAUAACAAGUUAAAAUCUGUUCCAGAUGAAAUUACACUACUACAGUCUUUGGAAAGGCUUGACUUAAGCAACAAUGACAUUAGUAGCCUGCCCUGUUCAUUGGGAAACCUACAUUUGAAAUUCCUGGCACUAGAAGGAAAUCCUUUGAGAACCAUUCGGAGAGAAAUUAUAAAUAAAGGAACUCAAGAAGUUCUAAAAUAUCUACGGAGUAAGAUCAAAGAUGAUGGACCUAGUCAAGACUCUGUUACUGAGACUGCCAUGACACUGCCAAGUGAAUCCAGAGUUAAUAUGCAUGCUAUCGUCGCAUUAAAAAUAUUAGACUAUAGUGAUAAGCAAGCGCCUUUCAUUCCUGAUGAAGUGUUUGAUGCAGUAAAAAACAACAUCAUCACUUCUGUUAACUUCAGUAAGAAUCAACUAUGUGAAAUUCCAAAAAGGAUUAUAGAACUGAAGGAAAUGGUUUCUGAUGUCAAUCUCAGUUUUAAUAAGUUUUCCUUUAUAUCCUUGGAGUUAUGUAUGCUUCAGAAAUUGACAUUUUUAGAUCUAAGGAACAAUUUUUUAACUUCUUUGCCUGAAGAAAUGAAAUUGUUGAUAAGACUACAAACGAUCAAUCUUUCCUUUAAUAGAUUCAAAAUGCUACCUGAAGUUCUCUAUCAUAUCUCAACGCUUGAAACAAUUCUGAUUAGUAACAAUCAGGUUGGAUCUUUGGAUGCUCUGAAAAUGAAGAUGAUGGAAAAUCUUAGCACAUUGGACCUUCAGAAUAAUGACCUUCUACAAAUUCCACCAGAGCUUGGUAAUUGUGUGAACUUAAGAACUUUACUACUAGAUGGAAAUCCAUUCCGUGUUCCUCGAGCCACUAUAUUAAUGAAAGGAACAGCUGCUAUAUUGGAGUAUUUGAGGGACCGGAUUCCUACUUAAAUGAUCCCAGUCAUCAUGUUAAAUCUUAGAAGAAUAUUACAUUUUGUUUUAGUAUCAUCCUAAAGGUGAUUGCUAUAACUGAUCUUCUAGUUUCUCAGUUACCACCUAGCCAUUGGUAUAAUUGGCCUGGGCUAUUAUCACUGCCAAUAAAUAUUUUCCAUUGAUAACUAUUCAACAUUUUUUCUAAAGUGUUGUAUACAUUUAUAACGAUAUUAACCACAUACACUUAUGGAGUGUUCAUACAUUUUGUCUGAAUGUUUUCCACAGGAUUUAUCCUACAUUUAUCCCACAUUCAUUCCCGUAAAAUUUGUAAGCACUUUCUUUGAAAGUGAAUUUUUAUGUAAGAUGAUUUAAUAUUUUUAUAAUAACAAAGCAUUUUUGUAGAAUUGGGUUUCUUUUUUCCUCAUUUCUUUUUGUAAUCCAUACAAUAUAACCAGUUGACUUGAAUAUGAGUAUUUAAUUUCUACUUUUUUAUUAGAUGUAAAACCAAAAUGAAAUUUAUUUAAUACUUUUUUGUGAGUUAAAAAAAAGACUUCAUUAUCUUUUCCUCCUAUUUUAUGAAAUCAUUUUAUCAGAUUUGUUAAUUUCUCAAAAAUAACACUCAAGAUAUGAUUAUUGGAGAAAAUAAUGAAAGUGUAUUAUAACUACUUUCACAAUUUUGACUUUAAAAUUUGGCAUUUUUAAAAGUGAUGCCUUAGUAUUGUUUUCGUAUGAUAAUCUAGUACUUUUAGAUUUAGGAGAAUUAAAGAUUGGAUCUGUAUAUUUUCCCCCUGGGGAGUGUAAGCAUUUAAUCACCUUUUGUCCCUUAAGGGGGUAAAAAAAUGAAGAUUUUAUUAAUUCUAUUGGUAGCAGCAACAGAAAACAACAUAUACCAUAUAGAAAUCUUAAAGCUAAUGUGGUAUAGUAACACAUGCCUGUAAUCUCAGCUAUGCAGGAGUCUGAGACAAGAGGAUCACCAGUUCAAGGCCAGCCUCAGCAACGUAGUGAGACCCUGUCUCCAAAAUGUAAUAAAGGGCGCUGAGGAUGUAGCUCAGUGCUUGUCUAGCAUGUGUGAGGUCCUGGGAUCAAGCCACAGUACCAGACAUACACAAAAAGAAAGAAGGGCAGGAGGGAAGAAAAAAGGAAUGAACUUUGUUUUAAACACUUAUUUAGCAGGUAUUUGAAUACUUAAUAUACUUGGGUAUGUUUUAAUCUGACUUGUGCAUCUUUUUAUUUUCAGCACUUUAAUUUUAAAAUUUACUUUGUCUUGAUAAGAUUAAAUUUACAGUCACAGUCAUUUUCUAAAAGGGAAUUUGAUAUAGAUAAACUCAAUUUAAUAAAAAAUUAAAAAUAAACAUUUUUGUUUACACCAAAAUUAUCAGAAUUAAGUUGAUCAGUCAUUGUGACACCAUAUAAUUCUAUUAAGUAUCCAAUUCAAUAGCAUGUUUAUCUAUAGAUAUGUAGAUAGGUAACUUUUAGAUGAUUGAGGCAUGCUUACAUAAUGAAAAAUCAUUGCUAAUAAAGAUAAAUACAUGUUCAUAAUAAAAAUUACAUUUUUCAAAUAUU
Molecule: messenger RNA, 3355 nt
Organism: Ictidomys tridecemlineatus (thirteen-lined ground squirrel)
Lineage: Eukaryota; Metazoa; Chordata; Mammalia; Rodentia; Sciuridae
Gene: Lrrc40
Product: leucine rich repeat containing 40
Cellular component (GO): cytoplasm
Molecular function (GO): protein binding
Source: RefSeq, a predicted model, not a curated record